Cuculus canorus (common cuckoo) is the source of this 4140-nucleotide messenger RNA. It is a transcript of the gene NCAPG, whose product is annotated as non-SMC condensin I complex subunit G. Lineage: Eukaryota; Metazoa; Chordata; Aves; Cuculiformes; Cuculidae. The coding region runs from base 972 to 3923 and encodes 983 amino acids. The transcript has 21 exons. The record is from RefSeq and is a predicted model, not a curated record. Gene Ontology annotation, cellular component: condensed chromosome; cytoplasm; condensin complex. Gene Ontology annotation, biological process: mitotic chromosome condensation.
UGAAUGUUUUUUUAUUUAAGCUAAAGUUUCAUCUAAGUAAUUGUAUUUCUUGAAAGUUAGACAGAAUACCCCUCUGAUUGAUAGCAUGUUUUCUUUUGGACAGUGUUCUUCCAGACACUGUUCAUUCUUUGAAGAUGGUAACAUCUUGUAUGAAGUAUGAUCUGUGCUGAACAGAUGUGCCUUCUUCUGUAAUCACCUCUGUUUGCAGUUUCUUUUUAUUUCAAAAGUAGGAGGGUCAGACAGAGAGGUGGAGCCUCCAAAUUAGCAAAAGUUUUGACUCUUGUGAAGUUCAUAAUAACAUUACAAUUAGCCCUUGGAAAGUAGUAGAACAUGCGUAAGAUUUCUGGGAAUAUCUUUAUAUAUUCAACUAAGUGGGAAAUAAAUUCUGCAACCGGCUUUUGUCUCACUGCACAAGAUUUAUGCAGAUCACUGUCUUGUGUUGCUUAGGCCUGAUAAAGGAUCCUUGCUUUCUAAAACUCCAAAUUGAGAUUUUUAUUUGCCAUCAUUUUUGUUAUCAGUUACAUAAAUGUUUGAAAUAGGGAAAACGACUGUACUGUUGACAGACUAGCUGAGCAUUUUGUGUCUCAUUGGAUAGCUAUUCUCCAAAGGGCUUUUACUACUUUAAGACACAUGCUGGGUUUUCCUGGUGUGCUUCUCCUGUUGCUUCAGUCUCCUGUUUACAAAACACAAACAGAAUUAUUUUUCCAGAUGGUCACAUUUGGGAGAGUGGCUGAGGGCAGCAUCAGAAUUUACCAGGCUUACUCAACUAUUUUGCAUCAGGGAGGUGAUUCUGCUCCUCUGUUUCUCUUUUGUGAGAUCUCACCUGGAGUACUGUGUCCAGUUCUGGAAUCCUCAACAUAAAAAGGAUAUGGAGAUGCUGGAACAUAUCCAGAGGAAGGCUACAAACAGGAUCUGAGUUGGAAGAUAAGGAAGAUUUUAAGGAAAAAUUCAUUCAUUUCCUUAAGUAUGCUAUGAUAAUCUACAAACGGGAACCAGCAGUGGAACAAGUGAUCAAUUUUGUGGCUAAAUUUGUUAGUUCGUUUUAUCAAAUGGAGAAAGAGGAUGGUAGUGAGGAAGGAGAAGAAGAUAACUUGUUUUUGAAUUAUGUGUUUAACUUUCUGCUUGAGUCUCAUAAUGCAAACAGCCAUGCAGUCAGAUUUCGAACAUGCCAGCUUAUUAAUAAGAUUUUGGGAGAUAUGCCAGAGAACGCCCAGAUUGAUGAUGAUUUAUUUGAUAAAAUUAAUGAAGCGAUGCUGAUUAGAGUUAACGAUAAAUUUUCAAAUGUAAGAAUUCAAGCUAUCUUGGCUUUGUUGAGACUUCAAGAUCCUCAGGAUGAAAACUGUCCUGUUGUUAAUAUUUACAACACAUUGCUUGAAAAUGAUUCAAAUUCAGAAGUGAGACGGGCAGUGCUGUCAUGUAUUGCUCCAUCAGGAAGGACUUUGCCAAAAAUUGUAGGCCGCACUAUGGAUAUAAAGGAAUCUGUCAGGAAGCUGGCAUAUGAGGUUUUGGCAGAAAAAGUUCACAUGAGAGCUUUAUCAAUAGCACAGAGAGUACAAUUGUUGCAACAAGGACUUAAUGACAGAUCUGAUGCUGUUAAGGAGGUAAUGAAGAAGAAGCUGCUUCAAGCCUGGUUACAGCUGUCUGAAGGGGAUGUUUUAGAAUUGCUUCAUCGACUGGAUGUGGAAAAUUGCCCAGAAGUGGCCACAUCAGCACUAAAUGCUGUGUUUUCGUUAUCUCCACUUUGUGACUUGGUUCAGAACUGUAAAAACCUUGAUGACAGAAAACUGAUUCCACUGGAAGACUUAACACCUGAGAAUGUGUUAUAUUGGAGAUGUCUUUGUGAGUAUCUAAAAUCAAAAGGUGAAGAAGGUGAAGAUUUACUAGAACAGUUGUUGCCAGAACCAGCUAAAUAUGCAGAUUAUUUAUUAAGUUACCUUCAAAAUAUGCCAGUUCUUAAAGAAGAACAAAGAGAAGACUUUGCUUGUUUUGAAAACCUGAUGACAAAAGAAUUUAUAGGCCAGCAACUGAUUCUUAUUGUAAACUGCAUGGAUAUCACAGAAGAGGGAGGAAGAAGGCAUCUCUUAGUUAUUUUACAAAAGAUUCUCAUUCUACCUGCAACUUCAACAGCCCUUAUACCUCUGCUUGUGGAAAGAUUACUCAGUAUCAUUAAGGAUGAUGACAGAAGGAUUCAGAUUAUUGCAGAAAUUAUAUCAGAAGUUCGUGAGCCAAUUGUUACAGUCGACCAGCCUAUUGAUGUUGCUGAGAUAAGAAAGCAGGAGCUUAAGUUGGCUGAAAUAAAAGUGAAACUUUUUGAAGCAAAAGGAGCUUUGGAAGAAUGUAUUACUCUACAGGAUUUUAGUAGAGCAUCAGUAUUAAAAGAGAAAAUAACUGAGUUGGAACAGAUUAAAAAUGAUCUGAUAAAAGAAGCGGAGCAACCCGAAAUUAAAGAAAUGCGUGUGGAGAAGAAUGAUCCUGAAACACUGUUGAAGUGUCUGAUGAUGUGUUACGAGCUUCUGAAGGUCCUGUCCCUUUCUAAAGGAAUUGGUCCAACCAUAAAGGAAAUAAUUGAAUCUUUGAUAGUUCCUGGCAUAACUAGCAUCCAUCCAGCUGUGAGAAAUAUGGCAGUUCUGUGUUUGGGUUGCUGUGGCCUUCAGAACAAAGAAUUUGCCCGACAACAACUUGCAUUGCUGUUACAGGUUUUACAAAUUGAUAAUGUAAAAGUAAAGCUCAGUGCUUUACAGGCAAUCUUUGACCAACUUAUGUUAUUUGGGAUUGAGCCAUUUAAAGCCAGAAGAGGCAAUGACCCUCAAAGCGAAGAUGCAGACAUUAGAACUGAAAAUUGUGAGGAACAAAGUGAAACAAUAGAGGAAGAAGAGACUGCUACAGUUCACAAUCUCUUGCAGCUUCUUUCUGGUUUCUUAGACAGCGAGUUUUCAGACCUUAGGACAGUAGCUGCAGAAGGCAUAGCCAAACUGAUGUUCUCUGGGCGGCUGAUUAGUGCCAAGCUUCUUUCUCAUCUUGUUUUGAUGUGGUAUAAUCCUGUGACUGAAGAGGAUACUCGACUUAGACACUGUUUGGGAGUUUUCUUCCCUUUAUUUGCUUAUGCAAAUAGGUCUAACCAGGAAUCCUUUGAAGAAGCUUAUCUCCCAACUCUACGAACGCUGUUAAAUGCUCCUGCAACUUCACCUUUGGCUGAAAUAGAUAUCGGUAAUGUUUCUGAACUGUUAGUGGACUUGACCAGACCAAGUGGACUGCAACCUCAGUCUGAAAAGUCUCAGGACUACCAGGACUUAACAGUGCAUGAUAGUUUAGCGAUGAAAAUUUGCAAUGAAAUCUUGAUGGACCCAACUGCACCAGAUGUUCGUAUUUACGCAAAAGCUUUAAAUUCACUAGAACUUAGUAGUUCUGCCACAGACAAUCUCCUGGUUCUGCUCGAUGAGAUUCUAGAGAAAGUGAAAGAUAAACUGUGUCAAAGAGCUAUUGAGAAACUCAAGAUGAACUUGACCAAAGAUCCUAACAUGGGCAAAGACCGCUCUAAAAGGCCUCAGGAAACAGGCCUCUCUGAAAGGACGCAGGAAACUGACAUCCUGUGUCCUGAAAAUACUGCUCAAAAUGAAGAAGAAAAUAACAAAGAUGCUCCUCAUACUCCAGUUAGUGAAGUUAAAAGUAAAGCAACUGCAAAAUCAAAAUCGACGAGAAGCAAAGCUGGCAAAGGACAACAGAAAGCAGCAGCAGCAGAAGUGAAGUCUGUGAGCAGAACUAAAACUGGUUCAACUGUAAGACGCAUUAGUGAAAGUGCUGAUGAAAUUCCAGAAUCUGUCCCAAUGUCAAGUUCAAGGCCUUCAAGACAAGCCAAAACAGUGGCAUUUGAAAAAACAAGAAUGCAACUUUUGGGACAUUUCAAUAGGGAAGCAGACCAGUGAAGACAAGAGGAGAGAAAAUGUCCUUGGCUAACGCUGGAAGUUAACAUCAGCCUUAAAAAAUAAAAUUUGUUUUAUUGAUAGUAACAUUUAGCUUUUUUUAUAUUAUGAUCAUUUAUAAUUCUAGAUAUUUCUAGAAACAUUUUCUCUUAAAUAGACCUUUUUGAUUAUUUUCCCGAUAUUAACCCCAUCAUUAAUGUAAUAAAAACAUUACCCGAAC